GUUGUACUUUGUGCUGCUCUCUCCGACUUUCAAGAUGUUGACUAUACGUCCACGAGCUUCGCCCCGUUACAGGGACGUCUCGGCAAUCAUGCAUUUGCCCUUUUGUCAUUAUGCGAUAAACAUUUUGAUUCUGGCCACUAGCCUUGGCGCCGACAGUCGAGUACGAUGGCAAGGAGUCAAAGGACCCGGCAGUCUGGUUUGUCUGGGGAGCCACGUGCCGGUCAACGGCUAG
This is a messenger RNA of Podospora bellae-mahoneyi, 232 nucleotides long. RefSeq lists its product as uncharacterized. Lineage: Eukaryota; Fungi; Ascomycota; Sordariomycetes; Sordariales; Podosporaceae. The coding region runs from base 35 to 232 and encodes 65 amino acids. The transcript has 2 exons. The record is from RefSeq and is a predicted model, not a curated record.